Molecule: messenger RNA, 531 nt
Organism: Fusarium proliferatum ET1
Lineage: Eukaryota; Fungi; Ascomycota; Sordariomycetes; Hypocreales; Nectriaceae
Exons: 3
Coding region: 1-531 (176 amino acids)
Source: RefSeq, a predicted model, not a curated record
AUGGGCUCAAGGCCUAUUGCCGAGGAGUUAGAGAAGCAUUUUAGCUCGCCGUCACUUCAAUUCGACUCAGAAGAAUCCGCUAUGGUCGAAGAAUUAGUAGAGAAGCUGCUGAUAAGCAGCAGACCGUUAUGGGCACAUUUACUACCCAAGAAUGUUCUUGUGCCAUCAGAUCGGCAAUAUUAUGCAGACACGCGAUCAAAAAGAUUUGGAAUGAGUCUUGAUUUAUAUUACAGUGAGCACGUCAGCCAGCAGCUUUGGUACCAGCUUGAUGCCAUCUGCCACGAGAUCGGAGGGGCACUGGCUGAGACCCCAGGACCGUUUCUGAUGAAUUACCAUCCCUCGUACGCUGACUUUACUGUCGUUGCUCUACUUCGAUUCUUCAGCUGUGUUGAUCGGACCCUGUCAGAUCACUUCUACGAUGCUGAACCCCAGCUUCUCAAGCUAACAACUUCUGGAGUCGAAAAGCAGACCGAAGAAGUCAAUCAAGUCGGUCCAGAUGACCCUGGCUUUGAACUCGCACCAGUUUCGUGA